Messenger RNA from Strongylus vulgaris, 410 nucleotides. NCBI's taxonomy places the organism in Eukaryota, Metazoa, Nematoda, Chromadorea, Rhabditida, Strongylidae. The record is from the annotation of a GenBank genome assembly.
ACAUUCUAAAUUUCUCAUAGGUACGUCAUUGUCCAACUGGCCAGUGUAAUAACUGGCUCAACGAGGGUAUGGCUGCGCGAAAGAGCUGCUGAAAAGUUUUCUGGAAUAUUCUAUGAUCCCGCAUGUGAGUUCAGUCAUUACCGACAUUUGAUGUGCUCUCAAGUUGCAACUGCUCGAAAAGUUGAGCCACGGCAUUAUCUCAUCUUCUUGCAAGCUUUGAGAGAUAAAGCCGAUACUUACUUGAUAGUUGGCCUCAGCGACUCCGGGAAAACACAUAUUUUUGGGAAGAUUGCCAACAGAAACCUGGAGCCAGUAACAUACACAUCUUUUCAAGAAAAUGUGCUCGAUUUGGACGUAAAAGGCAAGCAUCUUAAGGUACGUCACUUGGAGCUACAUAUUGUAUUAUAACA